Molecule: messenger RNA, 2711 nt
Organism: Impatiens glandulifera
Lineage: Eukaryota; Viridiplantae; Streptophyta; Magnoliopsida; Ericales; Balsaminaceae
Exons: 7
Coding region: 92-2554 (820 amino acids)
Molecular function (GO): ADP binding
Source: RefSeq, a predicted model, not a curated record
GCUUGGUAUAUCAUUUCUAGAUCUUCUGUAUUAUGUGCAUUCUUUUUUAAGAAACAAGAACACAGAAAGAAAGAAAGAACAAGGCAUACAAAUGGCAGCAGAGGUUGGUUUGAGUGUACUAGGAAAGAUCGGGGAGUUGCUGAUUGAGCCAAUUCAACGAGAACUUGGCUAUCUCUUCUGUUUCAACAAUAACUUUCAAGAGCUCCAAACUCAACUAGAAAAACUAAUAGCAAUGAAAAACGAUGUACAAACAAGGGAAGAUGCAGAAAUGAGGAAGCGUAACACCCUGGGUGAAUCCGUCAAGUUGUGGAUUGUGAAUGCAGACGGAAUAGUUGUAGAAGCAGAGAGCCUUCUCAAUGAGAAGGCCAAGGUUCAGAAAGGGUGUUUCUCCAUCAAAUGGUGUCCUAAUAUAAGCUUGCGCUUUUCUUUAGGCAGGAAGGGGAAGAAGUUAUCUCUCGUUAUCAUUGAACUUGUUCAAGCUGGUGCUCAGUUGCCACAGACGGGUCACGCCUUAACCAUGCCACCCAUAAAUAUGCGCGAUUACAAUGGAGAUGCUCGUGAUUUCAACAGCCGAGGUCAGAUUGUGGAAGACAUCAUUGAGAAGUUAAGGGAUGAAAAGACAAUGUUAAUUGGGAUAUGCGGGAUGGGAGGCAUUGGAAAGACUACAUUGGCCAAGCAAGUCCUCCAAAAGGUGGAAAUACCUUGCUUGGAGUUUCUGAAUAUCUUAUUUAUUCCAAAUAUUGAAACUUUGCCUAUAGUGGCUCCAUCCCUAAGCAUCUUGCACAUUGAUAGUUGCGGAAGCUUAAGAUAUGUCUUCUCGGAGAUUUUCUUGAUAAGUAUUUCUCAUCUUGAAAAUUUAUCCAUUACAAACUGCAAAAUGUUGAAGGGACUAAUAGGAGUGUCGAAGGGUGUAGAAGAGGAGUCGAAAAUAUCAAUUGAAUUCCCCAAUUUGAAGAGAUUGGAUCUCGCAUCCUUAGACAAAUUAACAAGUUUUGUCAUGGACAUUAACAAUUUGGACGUUGAAGAGAAAAAGUCGCAGCAAAAAACACUAUUUGAUCAUGAUGAGGUGAAAAUACCUUGCUUGGAGAUUCUGAAUAUCUUAUCUAUUCCAAAUAUUGAAACUUUGCACAUCGUGGCUCCAUCCCUAAACAAUUUGUACAUUAAUAGUUGUGACAGCUUAAGAUAUGUCUUCUCAGAGAGCUUAUUGAUAAGUAUUUCUCAUCUUGAAAGUUUAUCCAUUAAAAAAUGCAAAAUUUUGAAGGGAUUAAUAGGAGUGUCGAAGGGUGUAGAAGAUGAGUCGAAAAAAUCAAUUGAAUUCCCUAAUUUGAAGAGAUUGGAUCUCGCAUCCUUAGACAAAUUAACGAGUUUUGUCAUGGACAUCAACAAUUUGGAUGAUGAAGAGAAAAAGUCGCAGCAAAAAACAGUAUUUGGUCAUGAUGAGGUGAAAAUACUUUGCUUGGAGGUUCUGAAUAUCUCAUCUCUUCUAAAUAUUGAAUCUUUGCACAUCAUGGCUCCAUCCCUAAACAAGUUGGAUAUUGAUGGUUGUGACAGCUUAAGAUACGUCUUCACGGAAAGCUUCUUGAUGAGUAUUUCUGAUCUUGAAAAAUUAUCCAUUAAAAAAUGCAAAAUGUUGAAGGGACUAAUAGGAGUGUCGAAGUGUGUAGAAGAGGAGUCGAAAAAAUCAAUUGAAUUCUCUAAUUUGAAGAGAUUGGAUCUCGCAUCCUUAGACAAAUUAACAAGUUUUGUCAUGGAGAUUAACAAUUUGGAUGAUGAAGAGGAAAAGUUGCAGCAAAGAACACUAUUUGAUCAUGAUGAGGUAUCGUUUCCUUGCUUAGAUGUGUUGUAUAUAUUUGAAUUGCCAAAGAUAAAUUAUAUAGUAGGAUGGAAAGAGGGAAGGAGACAGGGUGAAGGACAUCAUCAUCAUCCUGAUAAGAUAUUUCAUGUAUUAAGUUCAUUGAUGUUGUAUGAAUUAAGCAAUUUAAUACAUGUGUAUGAAAUCAACCAGCCAGACCUAGGAGUGCUUUUAUUUCAAAACUUGACAUACCUGAGAGUUGGUGGAUGUGGGAAAUUGAGAUAUUUGUUUUCGGAGAAUAUAGGUAGAGUCGCUGCCAAGCACCUUGAUUUUCUAGAAAUCUGUAAAUGUGGGAUGAUGGAAGUGGUGAUGAAGAAUAUUAAGGAGGAAUUAAUAAUUGAGGAUCAUGAUGAUGAUGAUGAUAAAGCUGGAGGAAGUAAUUUUCCACUCCUUGAGACAUUGUACCUCGGGGAACUAUCAGGUUUGAGGAGCUUUAGUGAGGUUGCUUAUACUUGGGCCUUGCCAUUACUAAGAAACCUAGCAGUGUAUCAAUGCCCCAAGCUAGAGGCACUCUCUCCCGACUAUUUGGAUUCUCCAAUGCUGGACGAUCUCCAAUAUGAUAUUGUUAGAGAAAAAGUAAAUGUAAAGAAUACUUGGAAAGGUGACAUUAACGCUGCAUUGCGUCAUUUAUUUAUCAAGAAAGAAACACAAGAAAAGAGACUAGAUAACAUGAAUGAAGAAGAUGAAGAAUCAGAAGAUUGAGGAAUAUUAAUGAGGAAGGCUGCUUAAUCUGCAACACAUUAUAGUUUUCGUGCCAGAUACCAUCAAAUAAGUUGCAGCUUCGAUCGUGUCUAUUAAAUAAUACUAAUGUCUUUACAUCCUUACAAUUAAUAGCUAGAGACAUAAUCAUCAUAAUUAG